AUGGAGGAUCUACGUGGUGCUUUGGAGGCUACCAACUGGGAUGUGCUGUGCAACCCACAUGGGGACGACAUAGACAACAUGGUGGACUGUGUCACUGACUACAUUAACUUAUGCGUACACAACACCAUCCCCACCAAAGACAUACACUGCUUUUCCAAUAACAAACCCUGGAUCACCAGCAACCUGAAGGCUCUUCUGAAUGAUAAGAAGAGAGCCUUUAGGAGGGGGGAUAAGGAAGAGGUCAAGCGUGUACAGAGGGAACUAAAGCAGAAGUUAAAAGAGAGUAAGGACGCCUACAGGAGGAAGAUUGUCCCCAAUGCCACCAUGUAUGAUUAUUCCUGUGUAUUCUGGAAUUACACAGAAAGGGAUUGGAGCACAAAAGGGUGCUCCAAGGCAGGUGAUCAGUUUGGGAAUUUGAGAUGCAUUUGCAAUCAUACCACCAACUUUGCUGUGCUCAUGUCUUUUAAAAAUGAUUACAGGUACUCAGAUCCACUGGAAUGGAUAACAUAUAUUGGAUGUGCACUGUCUAUAACAGGGCUUUUUCUAACUGUAACAUACCAGAUAAUAUACAGGAAUUCCUUGAAGAGCAACCACACUGAGCUCCUGAUUAAUAUUUGCAUAUCCAUGAUGGUGUUUGACAUAGUGUUUAUUGGUGGAAUCUCCAACCCAAAAGCUGAGGAAGAGACCAUCAGCUCAAAUACGAGUGAAAACAACAUGCUAUCCUCUGACAUACAUGUUGAUCCUGACAGUGGUCCUUGCACAGCUGUGGCAGUUCUGCUCCACUUCUUUCUACUGUCCACCUUCACAUGGAGCUCAUUGUUUGCGGUUCAGAACUAUAUGCUUAUGGUCACUCGCUUCGUACAGACUCCCAGACGUUUUAGCUGCUGGUUGGCUGCACUUGACAGAGAGGGGAGAUUUGACAUAAAAAAGCCAAUGUUAUGGGCAUUUCUUUUUCCUGUGGGCAUAAUCCUCAUUUUCAACAUUCUGGUGGUUAUAUGCUUCAUAUACCAAGUAUCCAAGAAAAGCAGUACUCAAGAAAGGAACCGGAAAACCUUUUUGAAGAACUUCUUUGGCAGCCUGUCUCUGUCUGUGGUGCUUGGUGUAACCUGGUUGCUGGGCUAUUUAAUGCUGAUAGAUGACAACCAGAGCAAGGAAGUCUUCAGUUACAUCUUUUGCAUUCUUAACACCACCCAGGGACUACAAAUAUUCAUUUUGUUCGUGGCAAAAACGCAAUUGUUUAAGGAGAAAUUUUCUAAUCUUCGCAGCUCAAUCUCCACUCCUGAAACCUACCUCCAUUCAAAGACAUACAACGUGAGGAAGUUCGCAAAGAGGAAUACCAAAAAAACAUUCACAGAGACUGAAAAUUUUUCAACUUGUAGUUUAUAAAGCUCUUCGUCAGUUUAAGUGUUUCCCCAUUUUACUCUUUGUCUCAGAUAUAAUCCAAAUAAUUUAGCAAUACUUAUUGUUGUUAUCAUUCUGUAAAGUGCUUUUAGAAGCCACCUUUAAAGGUGCUAUAUAAAAUA
Messenger RNA from Lepisosteus oculatus (spotted gar), 1523 nucleotides. Lineage: Eukaryota; Metazoa; Chordata; Actinopteri; Semionotiformes; Lepisosteidae. The record is from RefSeq and is a predicted model, not a curated record.